UGUAACAUGGGAUUUUCCCGGUCUGAACACCUAAACAGGCACCGUCGUAAACACACUGGCGAGAAACCCUACGCAUGUACAUACAGAGGAUGUCUACGAAGCUUUAGUCGGUAUGACAACAUGAAACAACACUUGAAUACUCAUAAGGACAACAAGAGUCGU
Messenger RNA from Phycomyces blakesleeanus NRRL 1555(-), 162 nucleotides. Its product is annotated as C2H2-type zinc finger transcription factor. Gene Ontology annotation, biological process: regulation of transcription by RNA polymerase II. The record is from RefSeq and is a predicted model, not a curated record. Gene Ontology annotation, molecular function: DNA-binding transcription factor activity, RNA polymerase II-specific; RNA polymerase II cis-regulatory region sequence-specific DNA binding. NCBI's taxonomy places the organism in Eukaryota, Fungi, Mucoromycota, Mucoromycetes, Mucorales, Phycomycetaceae. The transcript has 2 exons. The annotation marks the transcript as partial.